CCAGCAGUAAGAAAAAGAUUGUGUACAUCGACUCCCCCCUUCUGAAGACGGAGAUGACCGUUAGAGAGAGGAGUCACAUCUAUCAUGAGGAAAGUUUAAAGCUCUCCAUCGUAAAGAAUGGAAGCGUGAACAUCUUCCAUGUGAUGACAGAGCACCCCAUAAGUGAGCAGCAGGUUGCACCGGAAGCUUCGAAGAGAAGGUGUGUUUCUACAGAAGACAUAAGCUUUGACUUUGAGGUAGACCUCACAGAUUUAGAGACAUUUGGAGAGACUUCUAACAGGUCCCAGCCAAAAAAAUGUAAAAAUCAACAGGAUGAUGGGGUUAAAAGUCAAAAAGCUAUUAGUAACUCAGUUGUAACUAGGUCCAAAAGAUCUGGUGAACGUUAUAAUGGUAACAGCAGCUCACAGGAAGAUAUGAAGACCCCUCUGAUAAACACAGAGAAACCUACAACAGAGUCAAAUCUUCUUUCUGUUAGUGAAGCCAUUCCACCAAAGACUAUAAGAGUAGACUCCCCCAAAGGUGAUGAAGACCACCAAGUCUUUACAGGAGACUCUGAUGAUGAGAAGCUCGUCAUUGAUGAUUUUGCAACUUCAGCAGCAACACCAACAAAACCGCUCCAGCCUCAGGUUACAAUGUGCUCUGCAGACUUUCCUGUUACCUCUGCCCCUGAGUCCGCCCCUGAAAACAUAGACUCAUCUCCCUCUCAUAAGGGAUUAAAGACCAGACGACAAACCAAAAGAACAAAGCCCUCUGAGGACCAAGUAGGUGAGAUCCUGCGCAUGCAAACAGCAAUGUUCAAGUCUGCAAAUGACACCGCUGCCAACGCUACUAAAUCACCAAGUCGUUGUGUCGGACUCCUGCUAAACUCUCAUCCGAUAUCACUGGUGAAACCAUGUGUGACCUCAUACUUGGAAAGGCACCAGAAUGAGGAUGGCGAGACGUGUGCUGUGGUUCAUGAAUCUGUAGCUCUCAACACUAACGCUGCAGAGCAAAAAAAAAUACUUUCAGAAGACCUGCAGGCUUGUGCUGAGGAUGCACAAGACUACGAAGCUCCAGCUGAGGGCAACCUGAUCUACAAGCUUUACAGUCUGCAAGACUUGUUACUUCUGGUCUGCAGCUCUAUGUCUCAGACCUACACAAAAAAUGUCAACAGCAUGAAGAACCAGUAUGUGCCAGUGCAUGUCGUGCCUAAGCUGGAGUACCAACUUUCUUAUGGAGUUGAAUGUCUGACCAACAGUGAGGCAUGCCAGCUGUGGACUGAGACGUUGCUUCACUCCAGCACGGUGUCUUAUAUAGCUCACAUCAACGCACUCACAUCAAAAGUGGCUCUGCUGAGGAAGCUGCCUGACGACUGGAAGCAGAACGUCUCCUGUGGGUUCAAAUCUUCUAAGUCACUGAAUAUACUACACCAUCUCUUGAAAAAACUAACCGGGUUGGAGGAAGGACGGUACCUGAUUACGCACAAAGCAGGAGAACCCUUUGUGACUAUUUUGAAAGCAGCGACUGGAAAAGCAGGUUGGGGAGCGUACAACCUGCAGCAGGUCCACAGCUYUGUUCCACGACCCCCCAGCUCAGGUCUUGUGCCUUGGGUACCUGUUGAUCCAACUGUGGUCCUUCCCUUCCAUCAGAAACAUGGCCGGGUUCCCUGCACCUUCCCACCAAAGCCUUUCCAAAAGACAGGGCAAGAGCGAGUUAAUAAGCCUGGAGCUGGCCUUAAGAACAACCAGAAUGCGCAAGGCAAGAAGAAGAAGAAGAAGAAAAAACGCUCAGCCAAACGUGACCGUUAUAUCAAAAAGCUUAUUCAGAACUCCAUUUAAAAUCCUUCAUCRAAUGAUUUCAUUUCCUGUAAUUCAUGUUUUAUUUCAUUGCUUAGGUUAGUCAGAACAGCUGGACCUGUGUUUCUACUGCAAAGAAAGAAAAGACUGAUAUAUAGUUACAYACUGGGUGUGCUUUAAAAAUGAUAUUGCCAUGACAUUUUUCCCAUGUAAAAAAAUGUUCUUUAUUUUUAUACUUUGCUCUCUGGAAUUUUCUAUAUCUUGUUUGAAAACGUGUUUUGUAAAAGAUGAACAAAAAAUAAAGUUAUCAGUGUUCAAAUUU
Austrofundulus limnaeus is the source of this 2097-nucleotide messenger RNA. It is a transcript of the gene ice2, whose product is annotated as interactor of little elongator complex ELL subunit 2. Gene Ontology annotation, cellular component: transcription elongation factor complex. The record is from RefSeq and is a predicted model, not a curated record. Gene Ontology annotation, biological process: snRNA transcription by RNA polymerase II; positive regulation of transcription by RNA polymerase III; snRNA transcription by RNA polymerase III. Lineage: Eukaryota; Metazoa; Chordata; Actinopteri; Cyprinodontiformes; Rivulidae.